Penicillium odoratum is the source of this 2757-nucleotide messenger RNA. RefSeq lists its product as uncharacterized. The transcript has a single exon. Lineage: Eukaryota; Fungi; Ascomycota; Eurotiomycetes; Eurotiales; Aspergillaceae. The coding region runs from base 1 to 2757 and encodes 918 amino acids. The record is from RefSeq and is a predicted model, not a curated record.
AUGGAAACUAUUGCGUAUUGGAUUGAGGAUUGUGAUAAAAAUCACCCUUGCUGUCACCGAGAGAGAGCUCCUCAUACGCAUGACCGAUUCGCUCGUAUUCUAGACGUUGGCAACGUCUUCGAUGCGCCAGAUGUCAAUCUCUGUCUCUCUGAUGGCCUUGAUCUUGAUGUUAAAUAUGCGACUCUUAGCCAUUGCUGGGGAGGAAUCACAUCAGAGAUUCCAUCGCUGACCACAAGAACUUACGAAGAGUUCUUGCAGCGCAUUACGAUCUUCAAUCUUCCCCAGACGUUCAAAGAUGCGAUUCAAUUGACUCGCCGCCUGGAAAUCCGAUACCUAUGGAUCGACUCUUUAUGCAUCAUUCAAGACUCUCGCGAAGACUGGUUGAUCCAGUCUGCCGUGAUGGGUGAUAUAUACAAAGGUUCUUAUCUGAAUAUCGCAGCUACCAAAUCCAUCAAUCCAUAUGGCGGACUUUUCACAACAAGAAAUCCAUUUGUUGUCACACCACUUCGAGUUCCAAUAUAUGUGACAGUUCCUCUUGGGUUCCCUGUACCGCAAGAGCAAGGACUUCCCUUCCUCAGAUUGGAAGGCGAUUCCCUACUGGUCGCGUCGCCUAGACAACUGGCGCUUGAACUCACUGAGACAGAGCUCGAACUUGACACUUGCCUUGGUAAUAUUGACGGCAGCUUCCGUCCGGGUGGUACGAAUUUUUCUCAGUCUGCAAGGAGGGUCGAACUAAUCGGACAUACACUCUACGCUGAACUUGAAACUCUUCGCAAGGAGUGGAAGAAAAGCAGCGUAGAUUUGAGUGAAGUCGUGGAGACGUCUGAUCGAUCAAACUUCAGGCUUAAGGGGGUCUCCAAACUCAGCAUUUCCUGCAAGUGCACUCUUGACUUAAACAGAUACCUCGGAAACCGCAAUGGCGCUUUCGAUGUUCAAGAGACAAACUUCGCACACAGUGCAAGGAAUGUGUCUCUAGCUGGCACAACGCUGUGUGCUGAACUUAGAACAAUAGACGGGCUAUGGAGACAAAGCAGCAUCCAGCUGACUGAUUUUAUAAGCUGGCAACCAGGACGGCUAUGGACUCCCAAAGACGGCUACGCAGCCCAAGUCUUCUUUGAUGUGGGCACUAAUAGCUAUCAAAAAUGGUCGGAGCAGAUCGCAAAUGCAAAGCUCUGUAAACGGGGAUGGGUGCUACAAGAACGUUUGUUGGCUCCAAGAACCAUACAUUUCACCAAACAGCAGCUCUUCUGGGAGUGUACAAUUUCUCAGACGCUAGAAGAAGCACCAGCCAUUAAGGUCGACAAUCAACAACCUCAGGCCAGGAUGAAGAGACUGGAUCUCAAGACCUGGGAUGUGUACUCGCCGAGUUUACUCGAGGAAUCAAAAGAGAGAGAGCUGGGUUUAAAUUAUAUCUGGUCGUCCUUCAAAGCGUUGCGUGGCCGUGAUGAAACUCAUCUUCGGAAAGAGGAUUUAGCUCACGAAUUUAGUCUUCUCGAACAAACUAAGCGCCUGUGUUACGGGGGAGAAAAUUGGCAGCCAACGCACCCGCUCAUCAUAUACUGGUCUGUGAUUAUCACUGGCUACAGCUUCUCAGAGCUGACAUAUAUCCAAGACCGUUUAAUUGCCAUCGCUGGUUUAGCGAAAGUUUUGUCUGCCAGGACGGGUAUUCGUUACGCUGCUGGACUCUGGAUGACCCAGGUUCCGCGACAGUUGCUGUGGGAUAUUUUACACAGGGCGAAAAAUCUUGUAAAUGAUGGGAAGUACGUGGCACCGUCCUGGUCAUGGGCGUCAAGUCCUGGCUUUAUGACAAAUGGAGGGCGCCUAGAUCCCAUACUCGAGACCAAGGGAGCUAUGGAUCUCAUAAAGAUCCUAUCUGUUGACGUCGAAGGAGUAAUCGAAAAUGACAAGAUGCCUUUCGGCCAGGUGAGAAGUGGGCGCCUUCGCAUACGCGGCCGCUUGCAUCCCAUAAAGCUCGAUCUCAGCGCCUGGCCAAGGGGUGCCAUCCGCGAAAAAGCUCUUGUGCAAUUUUGGAGUGGAUCGGCGCUUGAGGUGCCAAUGAGAGAGACCUUUCUUGUCCCAGUGAUUUUCACACGCUGGAACGAGCGACUCCCAGAUGCUACGCCUAAUUCUCUACUCCUGGAGUCAACAGAAGAAAAAGGCGUGUUCCGUCGGAUUGGCACGGCGCGGCUAAGCAGCCGCUGUGACUUAAGAAAUGUGAUACCAGAACUGUAUACUGCAUUGAGUCGCGACCACGAAGAUGAAGACGACGAUGCGAACAGUGAAGAUGAAGCGCACAUGGAGGAUGCUGAGCAUUUCAGAGGGCCUUUCAACUCUCCAACAGUUGAACCAAAUCCACAGCAGGAAUGGGCUGACAGUAUGCUCAAGCAACUUCGUUCUAAUGUUAACAAACUUGAGGGAUACGCGAAGAAGAAUAACGCCAAGCUUGGAUCAAGCUCAGAUAGCAAACUCAGUGCAUAUGCGCAAAAUCUCUCUUUGGUAGGAAAAUCACUUUUGUCUCUUGUCCCCGGAGAACCAAGCAAGAAGGUUAACCUCGAUACUCGUGAGUUGGAACGCGAGCUCAGAGCCCAUUUUCCAGGCGAAAAUAUCACGGUCGGCGUUCGGAGUGAGUUUUGGAGUCAAAUCAAUGUCAAGAAAUUGAAGCCAAAGACUGCGGUUGCGAGUCACUGCUAUCUUGAUUACGUCGAAGAUGAUUGUGACGUGAUUCGAUACGGACAUUUUGUAUAUGAGAUUCGCUGA